Molecule: messenger RNA, 1523 nt
Organism: Oreochromis niloticus (Nile tilapia)
Lineage: Eukaryota; Metazoa; Chordata; Actinopteri; Cichliformes; Cichlidae
Product: leucine-rich repeat-containing protein 49
Exons: 13
Coding region: 1-1395 (464 amino acids)
Source: RefSeq, a predicted model, not a curated record
AUGGAAGACAAAAAGAAACGUGAUAAAGCAAUUAGGCCAGCUGCUCCCCCGCCCUUCCAAAGGACAGACCCGGCGGUCAAGCACCAAGAGUACCGCCGGGUAUGGCAAAAGCAGCCCCUGCCGGGCGAAGCCGACUGGCGGAAGGUGAAGGAAAGAGUGCGGGAGCAGCUGGCUAAAGGCCUGGUGCCAAAAAAAAAGGAAAAGAAACCCCCCCCCACCAAAAAGAAGCGGCGUCUAGCAAUCCGUAAUGCUGCACAGCAGUGGGAGGGUGUCAGGGCCUGCCUGGAGCUCCCAUCCACAAAUGGCGCUAAAGAAGAAGUCAGUCCAGAGAACAGCCCGGCUCACAGCCCCGCCCAGACCAAUGGCCUUACACAGGAACCUUCCCCUGAUGAACCGAGGCGGGUAAGCCCAGGUUCAGGACCAGAGCGGCCAUCUGGGGGAACAGAAAUCAGACUCCAGACCAACAGCCGUCCAAACAACCCACGAUACCCCAAGCUUGUGCAGGCAGGGAGUGGCAGUGUUCGAAGCUUGUCCUUGUCUGACAGUCACCUGGCAGAGCUGGAUGGAGACACCCUGCGUUUAUUUGGACCUGGAGCCCUGAAGGCCCUGGAGAGGCGCUGGAGUGUUCAGACUGCUGGUGCUGUCACUGUAAUAACCUUCCGCUACAUCAUCUUUGAUGCCAUAGUACCAACACUGCCACGAAUAAGAGUCAAGUUCCCAAAUCUGUCGCAUAUGAUCUUCCUGGAAACCAACAUCAGCCGUCUGCCGCAACUGGCAGCCCUGGCUCAGCUGAGGCGCCUAGACCAGCUGACCAUACACCCAGAUGGCAACCCAGUGGUCAGUUUGACUCUUUGGCGUUCCUUUGUCAUCUAUCGUCUUCACCACUUCAACCUGCAGAGGAUCAAUGGCCAGGAGGUGACCAUGAACGAUGUUAUCGCUGCAGAACGUGUAUUUGGAACACUGGGCCAUAUAGCAGCCACCGAAACUCCACGUUACCGGCUCCUUCUGCUGCUUGAGGAGUCCAGGAAGCGGCAGUUGCAGUUCCUGUUGGAGGGGCGUGGCCGGCGGGCAAGACUCAGUCCAGAGGAGCUGCGUGAUAAUGGGAAACUCCUGGGAGAAGGCCUGAGCAGAGCGUUGUUUAACUAUCCAAGCAGAGACUGCAGUGCAGAGAGCCCUGAGGAGGGCAGUGUGGAGUCAUCAGAGCGUGCUACUAUGGUAGAGCAGUACCUACAGGAGUUGGUCCAAAGUGCAUCAGACACCAACCUGAAGGGCGAGGCUUUACACAAGCUCUGGCCUUCCAUGUUUGCAGAGAUGGUGAGAGACUGUGUCUUGGAGAUGAGGGACCGAGCGGCCUUCCGCCAAGCCAGCCUGGCAAAGCUCUCUGAGACCAAGUGAAAAGGACUGAUAAAACUGAUAAAUGCUCUGGUUAAACUAAUAUGUGUUUGUGUUUUUAUGCAGUCUUAAUUAUAUAAAAAUGCAUAUUAAUCAGGCAAACUUUGUCAUAAUCAUUUUUGUGCAUUAAA